Molecule: messenger RNA, 2460 nt
Organism: Haliotis rufescens (red abalone)
Lineage: Eukaryota; Metazoa; Mollusca; Gastropoda; Lepetellida; Haliotidae
Product: acetylcholinesterase-like
Exons: 6
Coding region: 467-2242 (591 amino acids)
Molecular function (GO): cholinesterase activity
Source: RefSeq, a predicted model, not a curated record
ACUCCAGAUACGUAGUUGGUCGGUCUUCGUUCAAAUAGAUUAUACAUCACGUCUCCGGGUGGCGUUCGUUUUCUCCAGUGUGCGUGUCUGUGGGCGAGAAUAUACAGUUAACCAUUGGUCGCAUAUGGUCGUAUAAAGCAGAUAAUAUAAGAAAUCCUGACUCCCCUGUGUCGGUGACCGUCACCUGACUGACCUAUGACAACGCCAACAUAAACUACCUGAAUCAAGAUGUUGGCAGUGAACUAACAACGGGACAGGACGUCAUGAAGAAGUACAUUCGUCAUCACUUACCUCCCUUUAUCCCCGGCUAAACUGUCCAACACACAACCACAGCGCCCGUGUUCUACUGUUCGAGUGGCAAUGCAAGGGGUCUGCCGCAGAGCCUUCUUAUGCUAGCAGUUGUCUGGCUUUCUCUUGUCAUCAGACAAGUUUAUCUUCAAUCCUGAAGACACGACACACAUAAACCAUGACGUCAUUACUCAUCUGCGGCCUGGUUGCUGUUAUCGUCAGUACCGGAAACAGCGCCUCGGGACAGGAAGUUGACACUACCCAUGGCAAAAUCAUCGGUCUGCGAACUUCUGUCCUCAGUAAACCUAUCGACACCUAUUAUGGCAUCCCUUUCGCCAAACCACCUAUUGGAGACCUCAGGUUUAAACACCCACAACCCAUGGACCCCUGGCGACCGGAGGUCAAGGACGCCCGUGCACAGAAACCGUCAUGCCAACAAGCGAUACAGUUUUCAUUGGGGAUGGCCUGGAGAGCGAUUCCUCCCAGCGUUAGCGAGGAUUGUCUGUACAUCAAUGUAUGGGCACCAGCUAAUGUAACAGCAAAUGCGAAACUCGCAACCAUGGUAUGGGUCUAUGGCGGUUCAUUUACAUCCGGAUCUAUCAACAUGCCUUUGUACAGCGGGAAGUAUCUUGCUGCUGAAAAAAACGUCAUCGUGAUGUCUAUGAACUAUCGUUUAGGAGCUCAUGGAUUUUUAUAUCUUGGCCCUGACACGUUUCCUGGAAACCAAGGUCUCAUGGACCAGACACUUGCCCUACAGUGGAUCCAUAACAAUGUUGAAAGAUUCGGCGGAGAUGCAAACAUGAUCACCUUAUUUGGAGAAAGCGCUGGAGCAGGAUCAGUUGGUCACCUUUUGUUAUCCCCCAAAUCGCGUGACCUCUUCACCCGUGCUAUUUUACAAAGUGGAUCCCCCUUACCAGCAUGGGCAGUGCAGGAACCUUCGAUGGCUAUUGGCAGCACUAGAAGACUCGCGGAGAUGUCGAACUGUUCUGCCAGAUACGAUGCUGAUAUUUACCAAUGUAUCAAAGACCUACCUCCGGGAACGAUUGUAGAUAACCAGGCUCGGGUUUUUGCUGUGGGUGGAGUACCAUUCGGUCCAGUCGUCGAUGGCUUCUUCUUGCCAGAUACUCCAAUAGCUCUCUUAGAAAAAGGGGAGAUGAAGAAAACUGAAAUCCUAAUGGGAGUUAACAAGAAUGAAGGCACCCUGUUCCUUCCAUCUACUAUGCCAACGGUAUUUACUCUCUCGAAUCAGAUAAAUGUUACUAGAACACAAUUCCUAUUAGCGGUGAGAAUGUUCGCUGCAACAAAUGGUCAAUCAUCAACUAUGGUCAAGGCCAUUAUGGCCCAGUAUGACGAAGUCCAAGUACCUUCUCUCCGGAAAGACUACUUGGAAACUGUGGACAACAUUCUUGGGGACAGUUUCUUCAAGUGUCCAUCUGUCAAACUAGCGGACUUCUAUGCUGUAGAAAACGAUGUGUACUUCUAUUCCUUUGACCACCGGAUUUCCGCUUUUACUCUACCACUAUGGAUGGGAGUUCCACAUUCGGCUGAGAUGGAAAUGAUGUUUGGACAACCGCUUGGGGAUGCCUUCGCAGCGCCGGAGGAGGAAAAAUUAACAAGCCGGAGCAUGAUGACGUAUUGGGCGAAUUUUGCUAAAACUGGCAACCCAAACCUACCGGAAACACCCAACUUCCAAUGGCCUAGAUACAGCACGACUGAUGAAACCUUCCUUGUCUUCACGGCUGCCGGACAGUCAACCAAUCAGGGCUUGAGGAAGCAGCAGUGCGUUUUCUGGGACACUCUCAUGCCACUGAUCACCGAGAACGACGAUACGCGUACAGGCUCUGAAACGACGACAGAGAAAGUUGUGUACGUGUGUCAAAACGAUGGAAGCAGAAUGCCGCUUUCAUUGGGAUUGUUUUGGGGCGUGGCACUUGCAACUCUAUUUAGUAUUUAAACAUAAAUACCCACGUCAAGUCGACUCCUUAUCCUACCUUAAACAAUCAACAUCGAAUAAUUUCAUGCUAAAGUUCAUUGUUUUCUGAAGAAAUGACACGGCAACUGCGUUACAUAAUGAAAAGGCCGACUUACUUGUCUACUUUCAUUACUGUUUCUAACAAUGGUAAGAUGGAAAUUAUUUGAGAAUAAUAAAGAAAUAUAUACUGAUCACUUCAA